Molecule: messenger RNA, 5584 nt
Organism: Pecten maximus
Lineage: Eukaryota; Metazoa; Mollusca; Bivalvia; Pectinida; Pectinidae
Product: zinc finger protein 26-like
Exons: 6
Coding region: 113-3313 (1066 amino acids)
Biological process (GO): regulation of transcription by RNA polymerase II
Molecular function (GO): DNA-binding transcription factor activity; RNA polymerase II cis-regulatory region sequence-specific DNA binding; protein binding
Source: RefSeq, a predicted model, not a curated record
UCCGGUAUGCGCGCACCUGCUCAGUGACCUGGAAUAUACAGUUUACUAAAAUUUUAACAAUGAGACGAAUACCAACGUAACCAUUAUAUUUAGUUGAAUUUUCAUCUGCAAGAUGGAGCCUGAUCAGAUUCCCGAUGCUGACUGGCAGAGUGAGAGAUCCCUUCUUGACUGCCUGUACUACCUGUACACAUCUGGAACAGCCAGUGAUGUUGCCUUUGUGGUUAAUGGAGGCAAGGAACAAAUCCUGGCCCAUAAGACUAUCCUGGUGUCUCGAAGCUCUGUAUUCUGUGCAAUGCUGGAUGACCCUACCAUUAGUAAAUGGGAGAUAACUCUCUUGGAUACACAGCAGCACAUUUUCUCACUUUUUCUAAGAUACUUGUAUACAGAUACAAUAGAUUUGACUGUUGACUUGGCUACAUCCCUGUUACCGCUAGCUCGCCAGUAUUGUGUGAACCACCUUAUCAGGAAGUGUGAGACAUUCCUGAAAGAGAACUUUGCCUCCCAGAAUGCUGUCAUGUUUGUGCAGAACUCCAGACUACCUGACGCUGAUACCCAAGAGGAUGAUAUGGAAGACGGCGAGGAUAUGGCGGUAGAAUCUGAUGACGAGACGUCGCAUGAAGAGUUGCCUUCUUCAGACCAGGAUGAAAAAUUACCUACAGCGAUGGAUGACUGCAUGAAGACAAAGUCUGAGGUGACAGAGAUUGAUCAAGGCAAGCUUCACCUUGAUGGAGAUGAAAAUGGCUACAAGCGUUUGGUUGAUGCUGACGGAAGUGAUGACAAGCAUUUGAUUGGUGCAGAUGAUAAUGGUAAUAAACAUUUUGACAUUGCUGAUGCAGAUGGUGAAAAACAUUUAAUUGAUAGUGAUGAAGAUGAUAGCAAACAUUUGGAAGACCAAGAUAGUGAAAAACAUUUGGAUGACCAAGAUAGUGAAAAACAUUUGGAUGACCAAGAUAGUGAAAAACAUUUGGAUGGCCAAGAUCGCGAAAAGCAUUUGACUGACGAAGAAGACAAGCACCUACUUGAGGCUGAUGCUCAUCAGGAUAUUCCAUUGAAGACAGUUUCUAUACCAAGUGAAAAUUUACAAUCCCCAGUAGUUGAUACUCCUGUAAUAGAGGAAGCCUCAGCGAUGGAUCUCACAAUAGAUUCUUCCACGUCUAAAGUCCCGUCAGAAAGACCCAGUCAGCAAAAGCAGUAUAACAUGACCCCGGCCUACUCAGGAGAUGAAGAAAUGGUGGAUGUUGGCGACAGAAGUGGCGAGACAACGCACCCAGAUGAGCCGUCGUAUGUCGUAACCAGUAUGGUCCGUGGACUAAAGCCAAAAUGUCUGCAGAUACACUCUGGAUGGCAGCCUCAUGGCUGUCAUACAUGUGGAAGGAUGUUCUUCGAUUUAAACACUUUACAAGAGCAUGAAAUCACCCACAAAGUGAAACAGGAACCCGGCACUGAAACGGAAUCUGAUUCUGUUGAAUAUACACAUGGUUCUAUGUCCGAACUCAAGUUUUCUGAGAUGAAUCAUCUAUCCCGUUUUGAUGGUGGUGUCAGAAAUCCUGAUAAUGAAUUUGAGAAAAUGUAUAAGACUUCAAAUAUUCCCCCAGGUUCUACUACUGACAGCACACCAGAACAGUCCGAUUCCUCUUCAAAUUUUCAGGAGGAUACUGCGUUGCCGGAACUGUGGACAACUCCAACAAAGUUGAAUUCUGCAUCUGCUGUAGGGUCCUCCCAGCAAAACAAACACUUGAGGAUCAAGAUGUUGGGGAUGCCGUUCAGCUGUCAGGGCUGUGGACGUGGCUUCCAACUUGAAACCCAACUGGAGGAGCAUUACAAAAAAUACUUGUGGAAUAAAACGUUUAAAUGCAAGCAGAAUGGCAAUCAUCAUCUCAAUGCACACACAAAUGAAGUCCAUCAGUCUAUGGCUAAUUUUGACUGUAAGCAUUGUGGAAUGAAUUUCAGAAACGAAAAUUCGUACAAGGAACAUUUUGCGAAGGAACAUGGCGAGGGCAAUCCUUUUCAGUGUGAAUUGUGUGAUCGAGACUUUAAAUCUCGUUUAGGGCUAAAACUUCACAUGAUGGGACACACUGGUGAACGACCUCAUGUGUGUAGUAUUUGUGGUAAGGGUUUCCGUCAGAAAAUUUCUUUGUUAACACACAUCAAGAAACACAACGAUGAAGAUGUCCAUUCGUGUAAUGUAUGUAAUGAUAAAUUCCGUACACCUGUGUUGCUACGCAACCAUCUCGCCACUCAUACACGGGUGCGUGCGAACCGGAUAAUCCCGUGUGUACGAUGUGGGAAACAGUUCAAGGAUGAAAGGUUUUAUAUGAAACACAUGGAAACUCACGGGGUCAGCAUGACUUUGGCCUGCCAACAUUGUGAACUGCAAUUUGAGGAUGAAGAAUUGUACAAUGUGCAUUGUACAAAGGAACAUGAGGGCAUGACAUUUGACGAACCAGGUAAUCUUUGUUGUGGACAGUGCACAAAAACUUUCAGAUCUGAAAAGGCUUUUAACAAUCAUUUGAGGAUUCAUAUGAAAAUGAAUGAGAACCGUCAGAAAUGCGAGACCUGUGACUUGGUGUUUGCAUCUCUUGAGCUUCUGCAACAACACAAUCGUAUACAUGACAAAGACAAAUCGUUUCAGUGUGAAAUAUGUGGAAAGCAGUAUAAGUCGAAAUGUGCCCUUGUCCGCCAUGUCAUGUUCCACACAGGAGACUGGAAAUAUAACUGUGAAUUAUGUGGACGAGGAUUAAGCUCAAAUGCAGAAUUAAAGAAGCACAUGUUGGCACAUUCGUCCGAGAAAUCGCACAUGUGUGAUGUAUGUGGAAAUCGAUACAAAAAUCAGGUAACGCUGGAUCGGCACCUUAUGAGUCACCGUGGCGACCGACCACAUGUUUGCGAGAUCUGCGGAAAGGGUUACACGGACAAGUAUCAACUGAAGAUGCAUCUGAAGGCACACGCCAGAGAGAAACCAUUCAAGUGCGAUAUCUGUAGAAAGGGAUUUGAUGACAGUGAUGCGUUACUUACACACACUCUCGAACACAUGGGCAAGAAAUUAUUCAAGUGUGACAUCUGUUCCAAGUUCUACAGUAGGGAUUCAGCACUGAAAGUCCAUCUCAGAAUUCACUCCGGAGAAAAACCAUAUAAAUGUGAAAUGUGUGGGAAAAAAUUCACCAAUUUAGGCGACAAACAGCGUCACAUCAAAAUCCAUACGGGAGAGAAGCCCUUUAUCUGUGACAUCUGUGGCAAAGGAUUCUCUGAUAAAAAAUACCUGAGAAAACAUACUCUUAGUAAUGCCCAUAAACCAGAUCUUAUCCACAUUUAGUCCUUGAUCACCAUCUCAAACUUAAUAAUGUAUAUAAACUUCCAUGCUCCUCAAACUUAAUCAUGUAUACAUAUACAUAUAUAUACUUCCAUGCUCAUGUCAAACCUGGCUGUUUUCUUCGUUAGGAAGAUUAUAAGGGAAUAAUCACAGGGUUUCAAUAACACUGUACAUCAGAACAGGCAUUAUAAUUAUUGGUAAUUUAUUAUAUCUUUUGAAACCAUAUGUAGAAUUGUUAUAUUUAGACAGCAUCAAAUAAAGCUGUUAAUAACAUUAUUUUGAAGUUUGAUCAAAUCAACCAGGUGAGCGAUACAGGCCCUCUGAGCCUCUUGUAAUUAUUGGUAGUUUGUUACCUGACAUGAUCUUGAGAGACAUUGACAGCACAUGUACAAGUUUUGACACUUAAUGUUUUAUUCUUGAGCUAACUGUUACAGCCACAUUACCACUGAUAUAGAAAUGUACUCCACAGUGGGAUCGAUCAGACAUGGAUUUUCGACAGUCAAUGAGCCGGCGCGUACUGUAGUAAAUCAGUAUAAGAAGUCUGCAGUAUAUUCAUAUUUGUGUAAAGGAAAAUCUAUAGACAACAAAAUAUUGGAGUUUGUUUUCACCGAUGUAUAUAUAUACUGUUGUAAAUAAUUAAGCCAAAAACCCUUUUUCCUCUUCAACCUGUAGUAGAAUAUAGUCAUGCAGUUUGUGAGGUUUUGGUUUUCACAUUUUUCAAAUUUUUCACAUUUUCUGUAUAUAAAUAGACCUAGAAUAUAUACUAGUAACCAGAUUCUGUAAUUAGAGCUGGUGAUUUUAUACCAGAGUUACCUCCCUGGAAUACUUUUACCAGAGAGUGGCUUUACACUGGAUUUAUUACCUCACUGGAAUACUGUUACUAGAUCUAGAGAGUGUUUUUACACAGGAGUCGGAGUUACCUCCCUGGAAUCCUAUAUUCUAACUGGGUGGGUUUUAUGUGGUUGUUUUCUAGGGGUGAAACGGUUUACCGUGGUGUAACUGAACCGCAGUGUUUUUCUUUCGGUUUGGUACACGGUAUAUAUAGCAAAUUACCUGAGUCGCGUUUUGAUUUGUCCAUCAAUUAGAGAUAAUGCCCUUUUUUAUAUUAUUGUUAUUUCCAUCUUAUCCGGGAUCUCCUCUCUGAAUUUUUGACAGACAUAUUUCUUUAAAACUUGUUAGGCUUUACAUUCAUGAUAUGUUAUAGAGUUUUGAGUGUUUUUUGAUUUGUCGGUUAAUGAAAGUAUUUAAUGCCUGUUAUUUCAGUUAUGUGAUCUUAUCUGGAGAUAUUUGGCUAUAUUGAAAGUGAUAGCCAAAAACAAUUAUCCAAUCAAAAUGCUGCUUACAAAUUAAAGGUCACAGAUCUGUGACCUUUAAUUUGUAAGCAGCAUUUUGAUUGGAUAAUUGUUGUUAUGUUAUCAUAUUUUAGCAUUUUAUCAAAAGAAUCUAUGCCACACUUGAGCAUCAUAUGGCCAUUUAUUGUGUACACUUUACUCCGGCUGUUGAAAACGAACAAACAUGACUGAGUCAUAAUUCUGAAAAUCACAUCACGGAUUCCCCGAUAUAUCAAUAAAUCAUCAUUAGUCAUUAGAGGCUGAAAUUUAAUCUACUUAAAAUAAACAAAAGUUUGUUUACAGUAUAUGAAAUUAAUGAAGUCAUGUGAAUGAAAUAUUAUAUUUUAAACUGACUUUUGACAGUUUAAAGAAACAGUUUUUAAAUGUUACCAAUUCAGGAAAAGGCACAUUAUUUCACGUCAUUACUAUAUAUAAUCAGGAUAUACCCUUAACUUGAAAUUUACAUUUAUAAUAGCCUGAAAAUUAAGAUAACACAUAAUGUUGUUAAAAUAUCUGGUUCACCAAUGUAUGUUUCUUUUAUACUUAAGUAAAUUCUGUCCUUAAAUUUCGACACAGGAAGCUUAAAGACGGUAAAAAUCCUCUGAGAUUCAACUGUUCUUGAUUACAAAGAUUUAAGUAUAGGGCUACAAACAUUGGGGUUCACUUGAGACCCAACUGUUCUUGAUUACAAAGAUUUAAGUAUAGGGCUACAAACAUUGGGGUUACCUUGCGACAGAACCCUAGCUACCCAGCUGUCGUUUUGUAUAUCACACACUUAGCUGUAUUAAUAUUCCUGAUCUUAUCUCAUUUUAACAUUGAUGUUCCUGCGCAUUAUAGGAAAUUGCCACUCAUGUAAUUAUAAAUUGAAAACUUUUGUGCAGCAAGGGUUUAAGGGUUUGAAACAUUUGCUGUUUGAUUUUAGGAUGUCCUCAAAUGACCAAAA